UCACAGCUCGUGAAUCUAGUGUGGCUUGAACUCUCUCGCUGCAUAAAUUUAGAAGCAGUCCCAAACCUAUCAGGGUCUCCGAAGCUAGAGCGCCUCCUUCUCAGCGGGUGCAAAAGGAUUGAUUCUGAACUAGUAGAUGAGAUAGUUAAUGAUGUUCUGAAAAGACUCGCAGAGAUUUCACAUAGAGUGAAGUUUGAUCACUUGGUUGGCAUGGAUACUCGAGUUUUCGAGGUCGAACAGCUAUUAGCCAUGAAUGUAGAUGAUUUUCGCAUUAUUGGUCUUUGGGGGAUGAGUGGUAUAGGGAAGACCACUCUGGCUACAGCUUGCUACCACUCAUUUGUAUCCUUCAUAAAAGAAAUGACGCAUCACUUUGUUCUGAACGUAAGUGAGAAGCUUGAAAAGCAAUAUGAAAUCGAAGGAAUGGUACAAGAACUCUAUUCAACAUUAUUGUCAGAGGAUAACAUAAACGGCCACAACCUGGGUAUUGGUUAUAGAAGGGAGCGCCUUUCUCGUCUUAGGGUGUUCAUUGUUCUUGAUAAUGUGGAAACAGUACCGCAGUUGGAACAACUGUUGUUGGGAGAUAAGCAGGCUGCAAAUCUCUUUGGUCCGGGAAGCAGAAUUAUUGUGACAACUCGAAACAGAAGAGUACUUGAGAAUGUAGGGGCUCAUAUAUAUGAGGUGAAGCAUUUGCAUUCUCAUGAAUCGCUUCAGCUGUUUGGGAUGUGCAUUGCUUAA
Linum tenue is the source of this 735-nucleotide messenger RNA. NCBI's taxonomy places the organism in Eukaryota, Viridiplantae, Streptophyta, Magnoliopsida, Malpighiales, Linaceae. The record is from the annotation of a GenBank genome assembly.